This is a messenger RNA of Ogataea angusta, 933 nucleotides long. RefSeq lists its product as uncharacterized. Bases 1 to 933 code for a protein of 310 amino acids. The record is from RefSeq and is a predicted model, not a curated record. Lineage: Eukaryota; Fungi; Ascomycota; Pichiomycetes; Pichiales; Pichiaceae. The transcript has a single exon.
AUGUCAGUAAGACCAGCAACUCACGCAGGCUCUUGGUACACCGGAUCGGCUUUGCGUCUUGAGUCACAACUAGAUAAAUGGCUUUCCCAAGCAUCAGGCCCUAUUGCUGGUGCCCGUCUUUUGGUCGGCCCUCAUGCGGGCUAUGCCUAUGCCGGAGAAACGCUUGCGCAAACUUACAGCGCUCUAGAUGCUUCCGGAAUCAAAAGGGUAUUUAUCAUGGGCCCUUCCCAUCAUGUCUAUUUCAAAGGAUGCGUGAUGACGAGCAAUUUCGACUAUUAUGAAACACCUUUGGGCAACGUCCCCGUUGACAAGCAAACCAUCAAGGACUUGGUUGCAAAGGAUUCCAAAAUGUUCAGACUGAUGUCUGAGGAAAUGGACGAGGAGGAGCACAGCUUCGAAAUGCACAUGCCAUUUUUGUACCGUGUGACAAAUAAAGCCAGAGACAGUGUUCCCAAGAUCAUACCUAUCAUGAUCAGCGCCACUGACGAGAAGUUUGAGAGGAAGCUGGCAGAACACUUGACUCCAUACUUUCAAGACCACGAGAACGCAUUCGUCAUAAGCACAGAUUUUUGCCACUGGGGAACCAGGUUUGGCUACACCUCAUAUACGCCUUCUGGGAAGAUUGCCGAUAUUCAGGAUUUGAGGUUUGGAACAAGCGUACUCAAAAACUCGGAUGUUCUGCCAAUCUACAAGAGUAUUGAAGCUUUGGAUAAAGAGGCGAUGAAAAUUGCGUCAAAGACCUCCUACAAGGCGUUCAGGGAAUAUUUGGCCGCGACAGAGAACACCAUUUGCGGAGCAAAGCCGUUGAGCGUGCUGCUUCUAUUAAUGGAACAGAACUCGGAGAAAAAUCUCGAAUGGCUUGGAUAUAAGCAGAGCAGUUCCGUCACUUCAGUGCACGACAGCAGUGUGAGUUACGCGAGCGCAUAUGCGUAG